Carlito syrichta (Philippine tarsier) is the source of this 1802-nucleotide messenger RNA. It is a transcript of the gene NXPE2, whose product is annotated as neurexophilin and PC-esterase domain family member 2. The record is from RefSeq and is a predicted model, not a curated record. The coding region runs from base 102 to 1802 and encodes 566 amino acids. The transcript is spliced from 6 exons. Lineage: Eukaryota; Metazoa; Chordata; Mammalia; Primates; Tarsiidae.
GAAGCUUAUAGGGAAACUCCAACCUUGAAAUAAAUGCUAAAACCACUUUAACCGAGGAGAGACUCUGUACGGCUGUAAUUCCUGUGAGAGCAUAUGAGAGUAUGAUGGAGAAGAUAUACAUCCACAGGAUACUCACUUUAUUUCCAAAUGCCAUAGCUCGGAAAUUACUGCUGAUAUUGAUAUUUGUUUUAAUUUUCUCGGUCAUUUACUUGGCUUCAGAAGACCUCACAAAGUUCUUGUUCAGCUUGAAAAACCGUAUCACCCUGAACCAAAGGAAUAUCUUAAAGAUGUUCUCACACUCUGAAGCACCACUGAAUCCAGCAGUUUUGCCAACAGAGACCCAGGAGAGAAUAAAGGAAAUCAUUGAGAAACUAGACCAGUGGAUCCCGCCCAGACCUUUCACCCAUGUGAACACCACCACCAGCGCUGUACACAGCACAGUCUCCAUCCUCAACCCCCGAGAAACAUACUGCAGGGGGGACCAACUGGACAUCCUGCUGGAAGUGAGGGACCACCUGGGACGCAGGAAGCAAUAUGGCGGGGAUUUCCUGAGGGCCAGGAUGUCCUCCUCAGCCCUGAAGGCUGGCGCUUCAGGAAAGGUGACCGACUUCAAUAAUGGCUCCUACCUUGUCAGUUUCACUCUGUUCUGGGAGGGCCAGGUCACCCUGUCUCUGCUACUCAUCCACCCCAGUGAAGGGGCAUCAGCUCUCUGGAGGGCAAGGAACCAAGGCUAUGAUAGGAUAGUGUUCAUUGGCCGAUUCGACGAUGGCAUCUCCCAGGUCCAUUCUGAAUGUGGCCUGGCCCUAAAUACAAGUGCCGAACUGUGCCAGUACCUGGACGACAGAGACCAAGAAGCCUUCUACUGCGUGAGGCCUCAACACUUUCCCUGUAAGGCCUUGACGCACAUGUUCACUAAGAAUAGAAACAUUUCCUAUCUUAGCAAGGAAGAAUGGAGCCUUUUCCACAGGUCCAACACAGGGGUUGAAAUUAUGAAGAAUUUUACCCCCAUCAAGGUCAUACCAUGUAACGAGAGUGUGAAGAUAAAAAAGAAAUGUCAGAUUGGAAUGAAGACUCCUUUCCCCAGUGGCUAUACUUUGGGAGAAAGGUGGAUUACAACAUUUUGCAAACAGAUCGAGUUCAAUGCAACAAAAAAUAUAAAUGACUGCUUGGAAAGAAAACUUAUUUACCUCAUGGGAGACUCAACACUGCGUCAGUGGAUUUACUACUUAAGAAAAGUUGUGAAAACCUUGAAAUAUUUUGACCAUCAUGGAACUGGGAUCUUUAAAACACAUAUUCUUCUGGAUGUCGAAAGACAAAUUUUGAUUCAGUGGAAAAAACAUAGUCAUCCAUUUGUGACCCAAACGCCAUUCUCGGUGAGAGAUGAAAACUAUAUCCCACGGGAAAUUGACCAGGUAGCAGGAGACAGUGACACAGCUAUUGUCAUUACCCUUGGCCAACACUUCAGACCCUUUCCCAUCAACAUUUUCAUCCGUAGGGCCAUCAAUAUUCAAAAGGCCAUUGAACGUCUGUUUUUGCGAAGCCCAGAGACCAAGGUGAUACUUAAAACGGAAAACACCAGGGAUAUACAUCAAAAUUCAGAGAUGUUUAGUGACUUUCAUGGCCAUAUUCAGAAUCUUAUCAUAAGGGAUAUUUUUAUGGAUCUUAAUGUGGGUAUUAUUGAUGCCUGGGACAUGACAAUUGCAUAUUACACAAAUAAUGCCCAUCCACCUGAUUAUGUCAUAGGAAAUCAAAUUGGCAUGUUCUUAAACUACAUUUGCAAGAGGAAAGAUACAGAAAAAUAG